UAAUCACUUAAAGGUCGAUAUGCCAGUUAUCGACUAAGCUUACUGCCUUCCCCAACGCGUUGUUUAUGACCUUUCCCCGCUGUCAAUUAAUUAACUGCAUUUAACAAAUCUGUGUAUUAAAUUUUUUGCAUAAACCGAUAAAAAAGUGCUAUUAUAUAAAAAAGUUCCUUCAUUUAAGCAAGGCUAAAAAAAUGGUUGCGUGGAAUAAUUUACGUAACUUGGGCAGUAUCGCCGUCGGCACCGGUGCCGGUUUGGCCGCUUAUUAUUACCAACGUUUACGCGAUUCUAACAAUAUGGUGCAGAACUCUUGGACAACAAGUGAUCAGCCGGUUAAUGAUGCUGCUAUCUGGGAUCCGAAUUGGGACUGUCGUGACCCGAAGAGCUGUGUGCGUCCGGUACGUAAUGACUCGCCGCAAGAACAGAAUCGUUUUAAUAACGAAUUGGAAAAAGUGCGUGUUAAGGCAACACGUCACAUAGUGUUGGUGCGCCACGGCCAAUAUUUGGACGUUGGUGAACACGAUAAGGAUCAUCAUCUUACCGAUUUGGGUAAAUUGCAAGCAAAAUAUACAGGUCAACGCUUACAUGAGCUGGGCAUAAAAUGGGAUAAGAUUGUUGUGUCUACCAUGACCCGAGCGCAGGAGACAUCGGAGAUGAUACUUAACGAAAUUAAAUAUGAGCCGGAAAAAGUGAAACACUGCCAUUACUUGCGUGAAGGUGCGCCUAUACCACCACAACCGCCUGUUGGACACUGGCGACCAGAGAAAUCUUUCUUUCGGGAUGGUGCACGUAUUGAAGCGGCCUUCCGGCGUUAUUUCCAUCGCGCCUACCCCGAUCAAGAGCAUGAUUCGUAUACUCUGAUCAUUGGUCAUGCGAAUGUUAUACGCUAUUUCGUAUGCCGCGCACUGCAGCUGCCGCCGGAGGCAUGGCUACGCAUGAACAUUAAUCACGGUUCGAUUACUUGGCUCACCAUUAGCCCUUCGGGUAAUGUUUGUAUUAAACAUUUAGGUGAAAGCGGCUAUAUGCCGGCUCAGCAUCUGUCGCAUCGCAUACCGCGUGAAGUGAAAAAUGUUGUUUGAAAAGAAAGUAAACAAUCAUUUUGAGAAGUGCGAAAAGAAAAGUGCAAAAGUAAUAAGUAUAAAAUUUUAAAGCAACAAUUAAAAGCAGUUAUUGUUGUUGUUGACCCAUAAUAUCAUUGCACUUUCUUUAUUCAACGCAUGGUUAGUGCAUUAAUUCAAUACAAUAUAAUUUACUUAGUUCCUGCCAUAAAUAUGCAUUAUUGCCAUCAAACAGCUCAGAUUAUCUUCUCUCGUAGGUACUUAAAUAAAAAAAAUAAUAUCAGAGAAUAACACUUAGCAGUACUAAAUAAAUAGUUUUUUAAUUAUUAAGGAUAAUUAAGUAAAAAAACCUUUAUACAAAACCCCUUACCUAUCCCUCGCUGAAUUGUGAGAAGCAUUAAAUGAUAAAAAAAAACUGAAAUAAAAUUCGCACGCAAAGCAAUUCAAAAUGUUUGUGUUAAAAUUACAGGAGUUAUUGUGUGUCGAAAGAUGAAGAAAAGUAAAGGAAAAUUAUAAGCGUACUCGCAAUUAAACAAUUGCCUUUGGAAUAAUA
This is a messenger RNA of Ceratitis capitata (Mediterranean fruit fly), 1608 nucleotides long. It is a transcript of the gene Pgam5, whose product is annotated as serine/threonine-protein phosphatase Pgam5, mitochondrial. Gene Ontology annotation, biological process: positive regulation of mitochondrial fission. The record is from RefSeq and is a predicted model, not a curated record. Lineage: Eukaryota; Metazoa; Arthropoda; Insecta; Diptera; Tephritidae. The transcript is spliced from 2 exons. The coding region runs from base 192 to 1076 and encodes 294 amino acids. Gene Ontology annotation, cellular component: mitochondrion.